Scatophagus argus is the source of this 6941-nucleotide messenger RNA. It is a transcript of the gene gng7, whose product is annotated as guanine nucleotide binding protein (G protein), gamma 7. Lineage: Eukaryota; Metazoa; Chordata; Actinopteri; Scatophagidae. Bases 1056 to 1262 code for a protein of 68 amino acids. Gene Ontology annotation, biological process: G protein-coupled receptor signaling pathway. The transcript has 5 exons. Gene Ontology annotation, cellular component: heterotrimeric G-protein complex. The record is from RefSeq and is a predicted model, not a curated record. Gene Ontology annotation, molecular function: G-protein beta-subunit binding.
AUUUCCUACAGCUCGGCUGGACUUGAGGACGCACAAGCCACUGUGUACAAAAACCGAUGGAUUUUAUAUGCUGAAGUAGGCCGUAUGCCGAGCAAUUUGCAUUAUAGCGGAACAUAAAGGCAUGCGCUCCUGUCUUAUGCCCAUUGUCGCUGGAUGGGUUCAUAUUGGCUGCUGGAGCCUGCCUCCUUCAAAACAUGUCACCACCCUGCUCCCACGGCUAACAAUCAGGGCCUAUUUGCAGAACUGAAGCGGUCUAGUCUGGUCUUCACUUGGGAAAAUAUCUCUGGCUUUGUUCACAAGGUCUGCCUGUGCUUGCGCGCCUGAGCGUAUGCGUGUGUAUGUGUGUGUGAAGUGUGGAUAGCCAUGAGAGAGAGGGAGAGAGAGAGAGGGAGAGAGGACAUGCUGUUCUAUCCAUCAAAAUGCCCGCAUUGUGUUUUCACACGGUAGAGCAGCAAGCAGGGCCUAUAGCGGAGGACAUGGCUUCAAACUGCAGGCCCGAUCAGCGCUCAGGAGCAGCAAGGAUCAAUAAAGACUGAUGCAUUUUUGCGCGUCUUGAGAGCGGCUGUGGGCUCGCUGGCUGGCCGGGGCCUGUCCAGUUCUGGUGAUGUUUUUGGUUCCAUGCCAAGACGAAUGACCAGCUUACUGUUGUGGUUUUGCUUUUGUCCAUCGGAAAUGCCCCCAGUCGUAAAUGUUUUCGAUAUGGAGGCUUAGAGGAGGAGGAUUCUGCCUUUGGAGGGGCAGAAAUUCAUAUUUGUGUUGGUAUUUGAGGGUACAGCUUCCUUCUGUUAGCUCGGAAUGCGCCAUAGCAGAAAGUUUGAAAAAUCAACAGGCUGAAGAAAUCAAAGCAAUUGAGGUGACAGAAAACACUUCUCCUUCAAUGGCUUAGACAAGCCAAUGUGAGCUCAGCUGCCCUCCAGUGCUGUCGUUUUGACUUGGCAACCGUCCGCUGCACCGCCCAGCUCGUCCUUCUCCAUACAGUCACGUUUGUGCUCAGAGUUCUGUCUGCCUACCGUCAGUCAGUUUUCUCCUGUAGUGGUGCAGUCUGAUGGAUCAGCAUGUCUACCACUAAUAAUAUCGCCCAAGCCAGGAAACUGGUGGAACAGCUGAGGAUUGAGGCAGGGAUCGAACGCAUUAAGGUGUCUAAAGCGGCCGCAGAUCUGAUGAGUUACUGCGAGCAGCAUGCUCGCAGCGACCCUCUGCUGGUUGGGGUUCCCACCUCCGAAAACCCUUUCAAGGACAAGAAACCCUGCAUCAUCUUAUAGCUGCGCUGCACUCCUCCAGGCCCACGCAUACACUCAUGCACAUACAAACACACACUCACACAUACACGGUCAGUACUUUUUUCCAGACUUCCCAAGACACACACGUGAGCUCACACACUUCAAGCACCCCAAGCUAACAACACAAACACACACACGCACAAUUCCAAAAUAGUCACUCUGGAAAAGCGCCAUACCCUAAGUGACAGCUAGGGGGCAGGUAUCUUGUGCUCACAGUGGCUGAGAUCAGUAUAUCACUGAGUAUGAUCCAAGGUGCUUUGGUAAUAUUCAUAUAUGCUGGUAAAUUAACUACAAGUGUCAGCUUAACUUAAAAAAGGGAUUUGGAUAUUAAUAAUAGGAAAUCAUGAUUUUUUUCUUCCUCCUUCUUUUGUCGUGAAAUAGAGGGUUGGGUGAAGGAUGGACAGCAGUACCAUAGGCAGGGAGUGGGAGGAUGCAUGUAGGCAAGAGAAAAGGCCAGUAGGCGUUCCUGCCGACCGUGCCAAACACGACCUGUUGUGCCACUAAAAGCUCAAGAAAUGCUUUUUUUAGGCUGUUAAAAAGGUCUGGGAUCUGUGCCCUCAAACCUGCCUGUUCUAAAUCAUGGCGGGUCAUUUUGGAGCAAGUGGCUGAAGCCUUUGCCUUUAUUGGGCUAGCAUGGUUCCCACCCAAACCUGUAUCAGCAGUCCCUCUCUGCCUGUGGCCUCAGUAUGGCCGUCUGCAGCCUUUGGCCAAACCUUCCAGCUGUGCCAACAUGUACAGAACCUUGUCACUAGAUGCUGAUCUGCCUUCAGUCAUCCUGCUGCAGUUCAUUAUGGCUGCCGCUGGUUGAAAUCGAUGUCUAAGCUGAUGUCAGAUCUGCAUCUAGAAGGGGAACAUAGUGAACUGCUCUAAACAGAACUCAAGCUAUUAACCCUGGACGUUUACUGCAUUUUUCUUAAGAAAUACUUGUUUGUGAACUCAAUGUAUGUUUUGAUAUUUUGUUUAAGCAUUACCUAACAGUUGAGACAAUACUGUUUUUUUAAAUUGUUUUGCUUUGACAUAGGUGUUGCUCUUGGCUGAAGGUUUAUCUUCCUGUCUGACAUUAAAUGCUAAUGAAACAGCAGGACAUAAGGGUUGUAAGCCAGGGGUUAUACCUAACCAGAUACUUGCUAGGAUCUUAAACAAAAGUUUCUACUGUACAUCAAGCCUCCCUGUGCUUUACCCCGAGAGAGGGCGAGGUCGCAGACUGACCACACCUGAGAAUCAGUCUGCAAGGACCACGAGCCUGGAGGAGAAAACCGAAACUUAAAAAGUAAAGGCGAAGCUUUCCCCUUCCCGCUUUCUCUACUCAUGUUUAAUUCUUUCAGUUGGCAGUGUUUAUAAGGCUAAGUGACGGUUAAGUAAAGAAGAGAUAUCUUGCAUUGGAUGGUGCAGAAAAGGAGAAAUGUUUGUUUUGCCUCUGCAGUAGAUAGGGGGAUCAGUCCUGUUUAAAUGAAUAAUAAUUCUGGCUUUCAUAUUAGAAUGAAAAUGACCAGGGCUUUACCAGUCUUUCAAGUUUCCAGUCUCCCCAGUAGAGGAGCUGUGUUCAGUGUGAACUGAAGUGGUCAUGGACUGGAUCAGUAAGAGCCGGCAAUCCCCUCUCUGUUUCCUCUUCUCCUCCACAAUGCUCCUCCUCUCUGAUGAACCAAACUUGAUUGUAAAAACUGAAAACAAAAUGAAAAAAAAAAAUCAAGUCAAGAGAAACAAACUGUAUAAACUUUCUUUCAGACAAUGUGCAGAAGUGAUAAGUUGAAGAGUAGCUGUUUUGGGUUCAUUUUUUGAGUUUCUUCUUUCUAUGGAGUCCAUGGAACCUGGUCAGUUGAGUAUUACCCUGUACAGUGUUUGUAAGAUACAAACUCUAAACACAGAAUCCCUCUCUGUGGAUGUUGGAUUUUUUUAGUACUACUUACUCUGUUCUGUCAGUCAGGAUCAUGUCUGUCUUUUAUUUAUUUAUUGUUAUUCUUCUUAUUCUUCUUCUUAUUUUUAUCAAUCAGAUGUUAGAGGCCCACGAUAACGGAGGAUGGCUUUAACCACAGAUACAAACUUUAACACCUGAUGAGGAUAUAUUAGAGCAAUGUAAGAUAGAAACAAACACCCUGUUAGGUUUAGGGUCAUAUCCUAUUAGAGGAAGAAUCAACAUCGGACCUCAUUCCAGUGGCAUAAACCAACCUCCUUAUCUAUCAUUCACCACCAGAGCAACAAGUGAGUUUUUCUCAAGUGUUGGUUUUGGUGGGCAACAGGCAACUAGGACAACACACACACACACACAUCCACAUUUACACACUCUCUUGCAGUUGUUUUUUGGGUUUGAUUGUCAAAGGUUAAAGGAGUGGUAGGGCUCAGCACUGAGAACUGCUUUUGACGGUUAAUUGCUGAAAGAAAAGGAGCUUUGUCCCAUCAUAUUUACAUUUGAGCACUUAGCCGAGGCUUUUGUCAGUAACGUACAGUGACAGAGCAGGGUGGAGUCAUUUGGACAGGACUUAUGGUUGUUGAUGGACUGUCAGGGGAGUUGCACCCACUGCUUUUCUGUUCUCUAAUCACUACGUCAAUAUGGGCCCCCUACUACACUGACAUAUAGUUUUUUGGAGUUGGUGAGAAUUGAGCAGUUGUUUGUGUCUGAAUGGCCUCACAAAACUGCUCCCAUGCGUGAGAGCGUGCACACAGUUUGAAAAGCAAACAGUUCUUUGGAGACAACUUGCAAGAAUACCCACAUUAAAAAGUUAUUUUGUCUUGUAUUUAGUCCUAAGAGUCUGAAGCUACAGCUAGCAGUCACUUGGCUUAGCUUAGCUUCCAUCAUGACUGAAAACAGGGCAGAAACAGCUAGCAAAAUCCACCUACCAGCACCUAAAAAGUGCACCAUUAAACACAUUAAAAAGUGUUAAAAAUACCAACGUUUACAGGGGGUUGAACUUUAGAGAUGAUUUUGUUAACUUUGGACAGCGCCAGGCUACAUGUUUCUUCCUGUUUUCAGUAUUUAUGCUAAAAUAUGCUAACCUGCUGCUAGUUUUACCAUCAUACUUAUUGUACAGACAGGAGAGAGAUGUUGUCAUGUAACUCUUGACAAGAGAGCAAAUGAGCAUAUUUCCUAAAAAGUGAAACAUUUCUCCAGAAAAUACAACAUUACAAUUAUGCUUAUUAACACCACUGCUCGUCCACUCUGUAGGCGAUGGUUCCUGAUAGAAAGCCCAGCUUCAUCACUCAUCUUCCUUUACUGCAAACAGAGAGAGCAGGCAGUUUCCAUAGUACAGAGAGAGAGCGCAGGAACUGGAGAAAGGCCAUAGAGAGGGCUGAGGAUGUGCAUGUGUGUGUGCGUGUGUGUGGGGGGGUGUCGAGUGCUUGGCGUUUGGUAGCUAAAAAGGAUGAUUUGGCAGAGCAGUAGGUGGAGAUGCGAAAACAGAGGUGCAUGCAUGUGUGUGUGUGUUUGUGUGUAUCUGUAAGAGACAGUGUGUAAGAACACACUGUGCCUCCAUUGCUGUGCAGGGUGUCACAUAGUAAUGUUACAGUACUGCAGCCGCACAGUUUCAGGUCAGGGUGAAUCUGAUCGGAGGAGAGGUCAUGUGACACCAUGUGAGUCAGAGCAGCACAUAUGGCCUCCGCUCGCUCUUCUUGUCAGUCGGAGGUUUGCGUGCACAUUCUGGAGGAGAGUAGGAAAGGAUUCUGUCACAGGCCAAAAAAAAAAUUGCUCAGUUCUGCGUGGGAAGCUAUUUUUGGUGUGAUGACUAAUAGUAACCCCAGUAAUAAUUAUAAUGCUGACAAAUUCACUCUCUGAAACCUUUUUCAGUUUCGCUCUCGCUGUGUCUGACUCAGCCACAUAAUGCAGUUUAUUUUCUCCACUCAUUUAGGCCUAAAUGAGACCUAAAUGAAUAGUUUGACAUUUUCAGAAAAUACACUUAUUUGCUUGUUUGAUGAGAGGAUCAAUACCGCUCUCAUGUUUGUCUAUUCAAUAUGAAGGUAAAGCCAGCAGCCAGUUAGCAGGUUAUAACUCACUGGCAUCUAGUCAAAGAACAACUUGCUGUUUUAUUCACUUUGGUUCUUGUACAGAAUAAAUAAGUGAGAUAUCAUGUGUUAAUUAACAGGCUUCAUAGGUGCUGGCUGGUGGAUUUUGUUACCUUUGUGGAGAGCUGAAGUCACGUUCAGGGUAGCAUCUGCUCCUGUAACUUGGGUAACCCAGUGAAAUUUCUUUCAGCAUUUCUGUCAUUGCUGUACCUGAAAAUACAGCAUUUGCACUAUGAGACCAUGAAACUUUAGCCAUGAAUAAAUAGUAGAUAGUUUAAUAAUAAUUACUUCAUGAGCACAGGAAACCACAGCUCCAGUUAAAAGAACUACAAGCACAGCAGCAAGGGUUACUUCCACCAUCGUAAAUUGCUUUCAUCCAUGUCCACAAUAAGUUCACUUCUUCUCAUUUAAUAUUUUUUCAGCUUUCUGGUUGUAAUCUCUGCUGUCUAAAAAACUCAGCAGUGUUCACACCACUGCGUCUGAGCUAGCUGUGACUCGCUGAUGGACUCGCCGGUGGACUGAUGGGUUUCUGUUGAGUCGUGAGGUUUAGAAUGAAGUUUUUGAAGUUUUUCUAACACUUCUACUGUCUUUACAGAGCUAACUAUCUGCACCUGCUUCUAGUCUUUAUGCUAAGCUCUGCUGCUGGCUGUAUCAAGCUGACAUAAAAGUGAUAUUGAUCUUCUUCUUCAUCAAACUUGAAAUCAAAAUCUAACUUGACAUCAAAAUGAAUCAAUUAAGAGCAUUCAUCAAAUUAUUGCUUUGAAUGAAAUAAACUCCCUUCACUAAUCCAUAGUGAUAACUGGAGAGAUUUCGACUUGAAUUUGGCUGAUGUGAUACAUCACCUGCAGUGACAGUUAGGAAGUAGCACUGAUUUAGCAUAAGAGGACUUGUCCCAGAAUAUGAAGUAUUUUAAGACUGAGGAAAUAACUUAUUCAUUGUUAGUGUUUAGGAAAGGAAAUGCAGUUAAUUGUAAUGUCUUUGCAAGGUGUAGCUGGAGUGAAGAAGAUUCAAGAAGAUUCACACCAAACAAAACAGGCAUGCAUACAUAUCAGCACACAUGCAGACACACUGAUGUUGUCCUGGAGAUGUCUGACUGAUGCUAUUUUUUAAUCAUUAUUUUUCUUUUCAAUCAUUCCAUAGCUGGUUGGGCUGACAGUCAGAGACAGCCGGCCUGAAACGCUGGUUCGGCUGACAGUUCGUCUGAUUGGUUGGUUGUUAGUUUGCCUUAUAGUGGCGUAUAUUGUGUCAAUGCUGGUCUUGGGGUUAUCAGAUCAACAAGAAUGAACAGUGUUGAAGUGGAACACAUGGCUCGAGAUGGAAAUCCACUGGUGUUGUGACAUAACGCGAGCCCGGUGAAAUGAAUUUCUGGUCGGGUGGGGAGAGUUGAGGCUCCUCACUGGUUGACUUUGAAAUCAAGCAUCACUGAAUCAGCUCUGAGCCUUUCCUGAGACUCAUCUUUUGUGUUCUGAUCUCCUGUGUAUGCAUACAGUAUAUGUAUCUUUUUGCCUUGACUGAUUAUGAAGAAAAUAUAUCUAUUUUUUGUAACUGUUCUCUGAUGUGCCAUAACUCAUGUUUUCUUGCACACUGUUAAUAUUUUGUGGAUAUUGCUGUUAAAAAGAUGAUAUUGAGAAGUAGAUAACAUUAAUAAAAAGAUGAUAUAAUAACAAA